AUGCAGCUCAUUAGCCUCAACGUGGGCGGCGCUCCGAAAGCUUGGACGGCAGUCGACAUCUUCUCGCAAGCUUUCGAGGGAUGCAUCGGCCGACAGACGCAAAUCCUGGCUUUGCAAGAGGCCGCUCUCAAGCUCAGUGAGUACGCUGCCUUCAAGCGAGCCCUUCACAAGCAUGGUUACCGCACCUACUACACCCCGGGCAAGCCAACGCAUGACAGAUGGGGCCAUUUGGCUCCUCGGCACGGUGUGCUCUUGGCCGUGUCCGCUGAGCUGCCGCAGCGCCUUCUCUUUGAAACCCUUCCUGAGCAGGUUGAGGAGGGCCAGCUGCAGAUGGUGCAGGUUUCGAAUUGGACCAUCGUCAACGGCAUAGAUGUGGAAGCUGAGUGGGAGCUCUUCAACACCGCGCUCAACAACAUGUUUGAUGAAGCUCUUCAGCACUGCCGCAAGACUCCUGCGCAGCAGCCCAAGCAUCGGCAGCGACAGCGGCAGCGCCUUGGCAAGGGCAGACCAGCUGAAGUCGUCAUGGUCCCUAAGCGCUUGAACCCUGAUCCAGGGAACUUUGCUUGUCGCAAGCGCCUCAAUUUCAUUGCUCGUGCCACGACCUACAUUCGCAAGCAGGCUGCUGACAGCAAUUUCAAGCACAGUGAGGAAGGGCACAACCUCGCUGCUAAACUUGGCUCCAGCAGCACUCCGAUGCUCGAAGCGGCCGUGAGGCAGAAAGAGCAGGAAGAGGCGGACUACAGACAGCAGCUCAAGCAGUCGCGCAUCGCAAACUGGAAGCAGCGCGUGCAAAGCAACUUCAGAGACCGCACGGCCUGGCUCAAGCAGCAGCAAAACGGCCUCACUCCAGUCAUCAACGAUCAAGGUGAACAACGUUUUACCAGAGAUGAAGGAGUGCAAGCCAUUAAAGCUCACUGGCAGAGGGUUUGGGCCAAAGCCAAGACACAGAGUCCUGCCACGCGUGAGCAGAAGAUGAAGCUUCUCACAGAAGCUCUUGCGGGCAAGCAGCAGCCGCCGCAGCAUAGCAGACCUUCAGCGGAGGAGUGCUACCAGACAGCGCAAAAGGCUAGUGGAGCAGCGGGCCCUGAUGCGUGGACGGCGGCGGAAGCUCGAGCGCUUCCGCGUGAAGCCAUCUUUCUGUUCUGGGAGCUCACUGCUCGCUGGGAGCAGGCGAACCGUGCGCCUGAAGCAUUGAAGGAGAUCCGUCAAACCAGCCUGGUGAAGCCCGGGAAGGUGGUGAAAGAACAGCUUUCCAGUGAACACACCCGCCCGAUCAGCGUCUACAGCUUGUUUUGGAGAAUUUACUCCAGCACUUGGGCCAAGUCUGAUUUGGUGAGGAGCUGGUGCGACAAAGUGCUCACGCACGAAGUGGGAGGCGGCAAAGGCCAGGCUGGUUGUGAACAACUCGCCGCCCAGGCUCUUGAUGCUUUUCAUUUGCAUGGUUUCGCUGGCACCCUAGACUACUCACUGGCAUUUGACCACGUCGACCCGCAGCUAGUGACAGAAGCCAUGAGCUGGCUCGGCUUGAAUCGCGGCUUCACCAACGUUUUGUGUGACGUAUGGCAGAAUCAGCGCCGACUGGUCUCUUGGGACGGCCACACGGAUCCGCAGCACAUGGUGACAGACUGGGGCAUUCCGCAGGGAGACGGGAUGUCACCCUUAGCCCUUAACGUUUUCCUCUUUGCAGGCUUGUUGUGGGUCAAACGCAACACUCGGCACCUGGACGGCGACGCAUCGCAUUUCCUUUUCAUGGAUGACAGAAGCUGGACGGCUAGCGCUAUGUCGAAGCUUUUAGGCGUCAAGACAGCUUGGCAAAGAUGGUCUGCCAUUAUGGGCCUGCUUGAAAAUGCAGGCAAGACACAGCUGACUGCACUCAUGCCCAGAGAUCUUCAAGAGCUUCGCAAGGCCGCCGACCCCAGAGAGGUCAAGCAGAAUCUCGUCCUGCUCGGCACUGUCACCGUGACGAGGAAGCAGCGGCGCACCGCAGCUGAGGAAACGCAACGGCUUGAAAAGGCUGCUAGCGCAGCUGCCCGUGCCACUUUUUUGCCUCUUCCCCGCAAAGCAAAGUACGAGACCAUCCGUGCUACUGCAACUGCUCAGGCACCCUACGGCUGGAUAGGCCGCAAACCUCCUGAAGCUGAAUGCAAGCGCCUUGACCUCGCAGCCUGGAAGGCUUGUGGUGAACCGUACGUCGCAGGCGUACACCACAAGCGUUUGCUGUUGUCACUGCCCUUGGAAACGGAGAUCGGCACCAGGCAGGUCAUGCGUAUGCUUCACGCCUCGGGGCGAUGGCGCCUCACACAAGCUGCGCCCGCAGCAUCGGAGAAGUGCGCCUUUGAAUGGUUGAGAAAGCACGGAUGGACCAUGACCGGUCCACGAGUCUGGAGCCACCAAGCGCUUGGUUUUCAGAUUCGGCCGAUUCCACCAGGCCGCACACAGCAACGUGAUGAGCAUGCGCAUUUUCUCAGGGAGUCUUGGCGGGCUCAAGAGUUCGCGCUUUUGCUGCAGGACCCAAGGCAUGCCACCCCUGAGUAUGCCGCUACCCGUUACUGCACGAAUAGGCUUGCUGCUUGUAGGAGGCUCGUGGAGUCUGCCACAGGCCCUCACAGAUGGAUCUUGCUAGGAGCUGCAACGUCGCCGCUCGAGCAUGCAAUCAGGUACAGCAGUCGCGACGAUCCCGUUGCUUCCUGCCCGCGUCUUGGCUGCCGCGUCAGGCAGGCUGGCUGGAAUCACACGCUGUGGGAGUGCCCCCACCGCGGCCACCUUUUACGAGCAUGUGACGGGCUUCAAGGACGCUAUGGCUGGCCCGCAGGUUUUACCAAGCGCCCCAGCAAUGCUGACAGGCAAAUUCUGGACGCGAUGGCAGUGAUCGUGGUCCAGAUCUGGCAUCGCAGACGGUAG
This is a messenger RNA of Symbiodinium sp. CCMP2456, 2901 nucleotides long. NCBI's taxonomy places the organism in Eukaryota, Dinophyceae, Suessiales, Symbiodiniaceae. The record is from the annotation of a GenBank genome assembly.